CACACACACUGUCAACUGAAAUCAAAACAAAGCAAAAAACCUCCACUCGUACGAGGAACACAAAUGAAACGCUAAAUUUAGCUAAGCUUACACCUUUUUGCAAUAAUUGUGACUAAAUAGCAAUAACACCAUAAAGCGUUCAAAAUUAUCUUAAGUUAGCAACACACAAAAGGUAGAACAAACCUUCCUACAUUACACAUCACAUGGCUGUCGAACAAAGCGAAAGUGCCUAAAGAUCAUUCCAAUACGACAUUCUUCUAGAAUUAACGAAACAAAGAGCAAUUUAGUGUGGCCUUACCGAAAUGUUCCGAACGCUAGGCGCCACCGUUUUGCUGCUGAAAAUAAGCCUCACGAUUGCGUAUCGGCCUGUGUUCAUCUACCAUGGCAUUCUUACUGGUGCGGAUAGUAUGGGGCAUUUGGUCAAUAGAAUCCAGGAGGUUCACCCUGGCACGGUGGUGUACAAUUUUGGGCGUUUUGGUGGAUGGGCCAGUCUGAUAAAUGCCUGGCAUCAGGUGCAAGCGGCACACGACAACCUGAAAUUAGUCUGCGAUUUGCAUCCGGACGAGGGCAUCAACAUGAUCGGCUAUUCGCAGGGUGGUCUGCUGGGUCGGGCAGUGCUGCAGAUCUAUCCGGACCACUGUGUGAAGACGUUCAUCUCACUAAGCUCCCCGCAAGCGGGUCAAUUCGGAGAUGACUUUUUGCAUUUAAUCUUCCCCUCGCUCGUUGCACGAACGGCGUACGAGCUUUUCUACUCGCGCGUCGGCCAGGACACGUCCGUGGGCAACUACUGGAACGAUCCGCACCAUCCGGACCUGUACGAGCAGUAUAGCAUUUUCCUGCCAUACGUCAAUAAUCAACUUCCCUCCGUCAACUCUACCCAGUACCGAGAGGCCCUGCUGCGGCUCAACCGGAUGGUGCUGAUUGGUGGGCCCGAUGAUGGGGUGAUUACACCCUGGCAGUCUAGUCAUUUUAGCUUCUUCGACCAGAAGUACAACGUGCUGCCGCUGGAGAAGAGUGUGAUUUACACCGAAGAUUGGAUCGGACUGAAAACGCUACAGGAAAGUGGCCGAUUGCACAUAAUCGAGCGGCAACAUGUGCGUCACUAUCAGUGGCAUCGGACGAACGAUGUGAUCGACGAUGUGAUUAUGCCAUAUUUGGACUAGUGUUUCGGUUCACACCACACCCCAAUCACGGAGGAAACCAUGAUUUUCUACCUUACGUUACCAAGGUUCCCAGCGGAUUGCUGGGGAGGAGUUUGACAUAACUGAAAAAGCAAUAGGAUGUUUUAUGUUUUUUUUGUGUAUAUUUGCUACUGUGUAUUUUAUGUUUUGUGUUAGGUAGGAAUUAUAGUGUGGUUAAGCUUUACGGUCACAAACACAAUUUAAGGCUGAUUUUUUUAAAUAUUACAAGUUAAACAGCACGCGGUGCCACUAGCGAUAGGAGGAUCUCCACUUUCCCAUAGGAGGAACAAAUGUUUUGGGUAAAAUCUACACUACAUAGAGGUAGUAAUAAUAUCGGAUUUAUAAACAAAUGAAACUCGAAAAUAAACUUUAACAGGUUUUGCUGAGCACAA
Messenger RNA from Anopheles arabiensis, 1573 nucleotides. RefSeq names its product lysosomal thioesterase PPT2 homolog (gene Ppt2). The transcript is spliced from 4 exons. Gene Ontology annotation, cellular component: lysosome. Gene Ontology annotation, molecular function: thiolester hydrolase activity; palmitoyl hydrolase activity. The record is from RefSeq and is a predicted model, not a curated record. Lineage: Eukaryota; Metazoa; Arthropoda; Insecta; Diptera; Culicidae. Bases 303 to 1163 code for a protein of 286 amino acids.